This is a messenger RNA of Chinchilla lanigera (long-tailed chinchilla), 2917 nucleotides long. It is a transcript of the gene Hnrnpc, whose product is annotated as heterogeneous nuclear ribonucleoprotein C (C1/C2). The coding region runs from base 376 to 1299 and encodes 307 amino acids. Gene Ontology annotation, molecular function: RNA binding. The transcript is spliced from 10 exons. Gene Ontology annotation, cellular component: nucleus. The record is from RefSeq and is a predicted model, not a curated record. NCBI's taxonomy places the organism in Eukaryota, Metazoa, Chordata, Mammalia, Rodentia, Chinchillidae.
CAGAGGAGACUCGGGGGCCAUUUUGUGAAGAGACGGAGACUGAGCGGUUGCGACCGCGUCGUCGACCUCGAGCAGCAGUCGACUUCUCCACGUAGAACCUGGGAGUAGGAGAUUCGGAAUCGAAUCUCUUCUCUCAUCCCUCUCCUGGGCAGCAAGGCGAAACCCCAUCCCUACUCACUGGAGCUCAGCUUUGAUUUUUAACCUCCUUUCCCCACCCUUUCAGAACACACACAUUCCCAUUUCAAAACCGAUUUUAUAAAGACAUUUUAUACAUAAUGAUGCAACAUGGUGUGCACUACAGCAAAUUUACAGUGAGAUUUUUUUGAUCUUCAGCUACAGUUUUUGUCACUGUCAGCAACCUUAUCUUCAGACACCAUGGCUAGCAAUGUUACCAACAAGACAGAUCCUCGCUCCAUGAAUUCCCGUGUGUUCAUUGGGAAUCUCAACACACUUGUGGUGAAGAAAUCUGAUGUGGAGGCGAUCUUCUCGAAGUAUGGCAAAAUUGUGGGUUGCUCUGUUCAUAAGGGCUUUGCCUUCGUCCAGUAUGUUAAUGAGAGGAAUGCCCGGGCUGCUGUAGCUGGAGAGGAUGGCAGAAUGAUUGCUGGCCAGGUUUUAGAUAUUAAUCUGGCUGCAGAGCCAAAAGUGAACAGAGGAAAAGCAGGUGUGAAACGAUCUGCAGCGGAGAUGUACGGGUCAGUACCAGAACACCCUUCUCCGUCCCCUCUACUCAGCUCCUCUUUUGAUUUGGACUAUGACUUUCAACGUGAUUAUUAUGACAGGAUGUACAGUUACCCAGCACGUGUUCCUCCUCCUCCUCCUAUUGCUCGGGCCGUAGUGCCCUCGAAACGCCAGCGUGUAUCGGGAAACACCUCACGAAGGGGCAAAAGUGGCUUCAAUUCUAAGAGUGGCCAGCGGGGAUCUUCGUCCAAGUCUGGAAAGUUGAAAGGAGAUGACCUUCAGGCCAUUAAGAAGGAGCUGACCCAGAUAAAACAAAAAGUGGAUUCUUUACUGGAAAGCCUGGAGAAAAUUGAAAAGGAGCAGAGCAAACAAGCAGUGGAGAUGAAGAACGAUAAGUCCGAAGAGGAGCAGACCAGCACCUCCCUAAAGAAAGAUGAGACUAAUGUGAAGAUGGAGUCUGAGGGUGCUGCGGAUGACUCCGCUGAGGAGGGGGAUCUACUGGAUGAUGACGAUAAUGAAGAUCGGGGGGAUGACCAGCUGGAGUUGAUCAAGGAUGAUGAAAAAGAGGCUGAGGAAGGAGAGGAUGACAGAGACAGCGCCAAUGGCGAGGAUGACUCUUAAGCACAUAGUGGGGUUUAGAAGUCUUGUCUCAUUAUUUCUCUUACCUAGGCGCUUGUUUAAGAUCAGAAUUUCACCAGAUCCUCGCCCCUAGUAUCUUCAGCACAUGCUCACUGUUGUCCCCAUCUUUGCCCUUCCCUGUUCGAAUUGCCCUGCGCCUAGUACCACUUUCACUUCCUUUGACGCUCUAGUAGUUUUGUUAAGUCUUAUCCUGUAAUUUUUGCUUUUUAAUUUUGAUACCUCUUCAUGACUUAACAAUAAAAAGGUUGUAUGGUUUUUAUUAGCUGUCUCCACAAUAAUCUCGUUAUGCAGGGAGUACAGUUAUUUCCAUUUAUACAUGAUUUUAGUAGUUGCUUCCCUAACUGCAAAGGCAAUCUCAUUUAGUUGUAGCAUCUGCAAGCAGCUUUGAGUUAAGAGGUCUGUGUGUUUCCCCACAUCAAGUACUUAGUGGGGCUGUUGAACACAUGUAACAAUGUAUUUUUGUGAAUGAGAGUCAGCAUGUCAAAUGCAUCCUCUAGAAAAAUUAGUGUAAUAGUCUUUUAUUUGUUUUCUAAAGUUGAUACUGUGGGUUAUUUUUUGUGAAAGCCUGAUGUUUGGGAUCUUUUUUCUCAAAAUAAACAAGUCCUUAUUAAACCAGGAAUUUGGAGAAAAACAACCUGGUUUUUUAUUUUUGUAUAAUUGUUUACUACAAAAUCUUUGUUUUACAGCAGCCUCCACAAAACCUUCGGAAUGUUGUGUGUACUGUAUAUUUCUCUUGCAGCCAUUCAUGUUCGUUGUGCAUACUGUUACACACAAGUCAAGAUGGAUGUUGCAUUAAGUAGUAAAGUAACUUCCAUGGAGUGAAGAUCUUUCUAAUUAUGACACCCCCAGUUAACCUGUUACUGGAGUUUGACUCUGCCUCAGUCUUGUUAUAAGUAGGAAAGCCUUUUCUUUCCUUGUCUUCUGUAGUGUGUGCCUUCCCAGGUAACUGAGCAGGUGAUUGAGGGUUCCUACAUUUAUUUACAACACAGCGACUAUAUACAUACGAACUAAUCCUCUGUUGUUACCCCUCAGUUUAAUUAAUUGCAUUGAGUUUUAUGAUACUGUACCACUUAGUACUUAAAUUUCUAAGGAUGGAUAUGUUAGGUUGCUGCCAGAAUUGUGAUGCUUACCUAGUUGUUUACCUAGUUGUCCUGUGUUUAUCUUUUAGUUUUUCCAACAUAGUAGGAAAGGAACUGAUAAUUUGUGUUGUUUAUUGGUACAUUUUAGGUAUACAUAGUGAUCACAUUCAUGAUAGGAACUGAUAUUUUAAUGUAUACACAAACUUUGGAAUCCAUGUAAAGUUGCUGUUCAUAGCAUGGUGCCAAGGCACUUGUCACACCCUGCCUUCUGUGGGCAAGAGUCAUGUCUUGUUUAUGAAGAUUUGUGCACCUUUUGUGUACCGUAUGAAGCAAAAUUGAAAGAAGGAAGAACUAGAACUAUAGCUUACCCUUGGACCCCAAAUGCAUGUUGUAAAGCUAUUUUCUAAUCGAAUGUCAUCUCUGUUGAGCUUUCAGCAGGUAACCCUUGACUAGAAAAUCAACUGGAUAUGUAGAAGAAAAUUUCAGAAGCCCAGGAUGCUAAUAAAACCUGUUGAACAUUA